Molecule: messenger RNA, 4998 nt
Organism: Vicia faba (fava bean)
Lineage: Eukaryota; Viridiplantae; Streptophyta; Magnoliopsida; Fabales; Fabaceae
Source: the annotation of a GenBank genome assembly
AUGUCCUUCAAUCAAUCAAAAACGGAAAAGAACGACGCCGCUUAUCGAAAGUCCGGGCGAUCGUCUAGCUUCAAUCAGCAGAGAGGUCCUUCAGGCGCAUAUGGAAGGGGCAGCGGCGGACCCGCGCCAUCUGCGCCGCUUUCCUCUAAUAGGAGUUUUAACAAGAAGUCUAAUAAUGCACAAGGUGGACACUAUAGGGUGAAUCCUUCCCCAGUGAAUUCAACUGAGUCAAACAGUGCUUCUGCUGCUCGAACCCUACAUAAUGGUACUCAUGUACACCCACAAUUGCAUGGAGCAUCUGAUGGGCCGGUUGCAAAGGCAUCUGAAUCAACCGCUGCACAGAGGAGCCCUAUAGUUGUUCCAAAUCCAACUUCUCAACCACCCCCCGUGAGCUCUAAUACAACCACUCCUACUGGCCCCGCUAAGGGAGAUGCAUCAAAGGCAUUCCCUUUUCAGUUUGGAUCGAUUGUUCCUGGCUUAAUGAAUGGAGUGGCUAUUCCUGCUCGUACAAGCUCAGCUCCUCCUAAUUUAGAUGAGCAGAAGCAUGAUCAGGCUCAUCAUGACUCUGUUAGGUCCGUGCCUUCAGUGCCAAUACCUCUCGUUCCGAAGCAUCAGCAGCAACAACCUCCUAGGAAUGAUUCAGGUGUAACUGAGAAAUCUAAUGCCAGGGAGACUAAUCUGGGUGCUAAGGCUAAAAAGGACCCUCAAGUUCCAGCUUUGAUCCCGGCAAGCCAGAUGCUGAAGCCUUCUGUUGUUGCUCCUGUAACUGGGAUUUCAAUGUCAACACCAUUUCAGCAGCCUCAGGUGUCUUUACAGUUUGGUGGUCCUAAUCCACAGAUUCAAUCUCAGGGGAUGUCCUCAACACCCCUCCAUCUUCCUAUGCCAAUGCCUAUGCCAGUUGGGAAUGUUCCACAAGUGCAGCAGCCGGUUUAUGUUCCCGGUCUUCAGCCUCAUCCAAUGCACCCUCACGGGAUCAUGCAUCCAGGCCAUAACUUAAGUUUCACUCAUCAAAUGGGCCAUCAGUUGCCCCAUCAAAUGGGCAACAUGGGCAUUGGUAUCAGCCCUCAAUAUCCCCAGCAUCAGGGUGGAAAAUAUGCUGCUCCUCCUCGGAAAACUACUCCCGUCAAGAUAACUCAUCCUGAAACGCACGAAGAGCUCAGGCUUGAUAAAAGGGCAGGUGGAUAUUCAGAUGGUGGGUCAUCUGGUGCUAGGUCACAUCCUAAUGUACCUUCCCAAUCCCAACCUGUUAAAUCCAUUGCCGUUUCUCAGCCUACAAGUUAUCAUCCCUAUAGUUCCAGUCCUCCCUAUUAUCAACCUUCUAGUUCUCUUCCAUUAACAAGUAGCCAAAUAACUCCCAACGCUCAGCCGCCAAUAUUUAAUUAUCCUGUGCACAAUGGUCCACAAAAUGUGGCUUUCAUGAAUUCACCGUCUCUUAGUUCUCUGCCUGUUAAUCAAAUAAGCCCUCCUAUUCCUAGCAUUGCUGAACCCCCCAUUGCAGAACGUUCUCGUCAGGUGCCUACUGUGACGGCAUCAGCUUCAACAGGGGUUGCUUCUGUGACUAUUAAACCAAAUGGUGUGUCUGCUGUUAAGGACUCACCGUUGACUGAUUCUAGUAUUUGUGGUGUUCAAAAUACCGAUGCUCGUAGUUCAGCAGCAUCUUGCGAUGCUAGUUCCCCUUUACCCAAAAAAGGGUCUGAAGCUUUCUCAGAAAUCUCUACGCAACAGUCUAAAUCUUCUGAGGAAAUUUUGCCAAAACAAUCUGCUGCAUCUGUUGUUGUCACUGCUGAUAAGGUUACAGUGCUACCUACCUCAGCUGUGGCUGAGGAUUCUGUUUCUGUUGUGACAAAUAAUGAAGCCAGCACGAGGGAACCUAUUAGUCGGUCCAACUCUUUGAAGGAUAACCAAAAGAAACCCGGGAAAAAAGGCCAAUCAUCUAAAGAUCAGGUUUCUUUGCAAUCUCCUACUGUGGCUAUUAUGCCGUCUCGAGCUGUUGACAGUGAUAUAUCUGAAUCAGGGGUUUCCACACCUGUGGGAAGUGAAACAAACCAUUCUCCUGGAGUUAUUGCUCAAGUGGCUGAUAGUUUGAGCAAUCAUAAGCAUGAUCUGAUAGAUGAAUCAUCCGAAGAUCUGCAGUCUGCUGAUUUGCCAGAAACAACUGCAAAGGAAAUCAAUGAUAGUGCAGAGAAUGCUUGCAGCGACUCUAUGUCAGUUUCAGAUGCUGCCGGGUCAACUUCUGAUCUUUAUAAUGCAUACAAAGGACCCGAGGAAAAGAAAGAAACUGUUUCAAUUUCAGAGAGCACAGAAAGUGAAACUACAUCUGAAGGGUUAAAGCAGUUAUCUGCAGAUUCUGCUCUGUUAGAUGCUAGCAUAAGUGAGAAAAGUGGUCACUCUAAAGUCGAACCUGAUGACUGGGAGGAUGCGGCUGACAUGUCUACAAAAAUUGAAGUUGAUGAUAAAUCUCAACAGGUUAUCGAUGGAAGUGGAAGUACAGCGAAAAAGUAUUCACGUGAUUUUCUUUUGAAAUUUGCAGAGCAAUGCAUUAGUCUUCCUGAAGGUUUUGAAAUUACGGCAGACAUAGCUGAUGCUUUGAUUAGUGCCAAUAUUAAUAAUUCUCGUGAUUCACAUCCUAGUCCUGGAAGAACUGGAGACAGGUCAAGGAUGGAACGCCGUGGUAAUGUUGUGGCUGAGGAAGACCGAUGGAAUAAAGGUUCCAAUUCUUUUCAUUCUGGGCGUGCUAUGGAUGGCAAUGGUAGUAAUGGCGGACCUCGACAUGGCCAAGGAGGUAAUUAUGGUGUUUUAAGGAAUCCUCGUGGACCGGCACCCCUUCAAUAUGCCGGGGGAAUCCUUUCUGGGCCAAUGCAAUCUGUGGGAAAUCAGGGUGGAAUGCAAAGAAAUAGCCCUGAUGGGGAGAGGUGGCAGCGUUCACCUAGCUUCCAGCAGAGGGGCUUAAUUCCUUCUCCUCAGUCUCCCUUACAGAUGAUGCACAGGGCUGAGAAGAAGUACGAAGUAGGUAAAGUCUCAGAUGCAGAAGAGGCAAAGCAGAGGCAACUGAAGGCUAUCUUGAACAAACUAACUCCUCAGAAUUUCGAUAGACUUUUUGAACAAGUUAAAGCAGUUAAUAUUGACAAUGCAGUCACUCUCACUGGUGUCAUCUCACAAAUCUUCGAGAAGGCUCUGAUGGAGCCUACCUUCUGUGAAAUGUAUGCCAACUUCUGCUCACAUCUGGCUUCUGAAUUGCCUGAUUUGAGUGAGGACAAUGAAAAGAUAACUUUUAAGAGGUUAUUAUUAAACAAAUGCCAAGAGGAAUUUGAGAGGGGUGAAAGAGAACAAGAAGAGGCAAAUAAGGUUGAUGAGGGAGAGGUCAAACUGUCAAAUGAAGAAAGGGAGCAGAGAAGAACAAAGGCAAGAAGGCGCAUGUUAGGAAAUAUCAGAUUGAUUGGAGAACUAUAUAAGAAGAAAAUGUUGACAGAGAGGAUAAUGCACGAGUGUAUCAAGAAGUUACUUGGUCAGUGUCAGGAUCCUGAUGAAGAAGAUGUUGAAGCUUUGUGCAAGCUGAUGAGUACUAUUGGGGAGAUGAUUGACCAUCCCAAAGCCAAGGAACAUAUGGAUGUAUAUUUUGAAAGGUUGAAAAUCUUAUCAAACAACAUGAAUUUAUCUUCUAGGGUGAGGUUUAUGUUGAAGGAUGUAAUUGAUUUGAGAAGAAAUAGAUGGCAACAAAGGAGGAAAGUUGAUGGUCCAAAGAAGAUUGAAGAAGUGCACAGAGAUGCUGUGCAAGAGAGGCAGGCUCAAGCUCAAGCUGGUAGGAUGGGUCGUGGUAUGGGAAACAAUCAAUCUGCAAGAAGGAACCCUAUGGAUUUUGGUCCUAGAGGAUCAUCGAUGAUGUCUCCUACUGCUCAGAUGGGUGGACCACGCGGGCUCUCUUCUCCAGCCCGUGGAUAUGGUGGUUUACAGGAUGCUCGUUUUGAAGAAAGGCAAUCUUAUGAGCCUAGGACUUUGUCAGUUAAUUUACCUCAAAGACCCUUGGGUAAUGAUUCUAUAACAUUGGGACCCCAGGGUGGUCUUGCUAGGGGAAUGUCCAGCAGAGGAUCAACAGCAGUUUCAAAUUUGUCAAUGCCAGAUGUGCAUUCUGGCCAUGGAGACUCUCACAGAAUGCAGAGCGGUAUUAAUGGUUAUAACAAUUCAUCUGAGCGCACGCCAUAUGGCUCAAGGGAGGAUCCUGCAUCAAGAUAUAUUUCAGACAGAUCUGCAAGUCUAGCUGGAUAUGAUCAUUCAAAUGCUCCAGAGCAUAAUAUAAACUAUGCUAACAGAGACUUAAGGAAUGAUGAUCGGAAUCUCGGCAGACCUGUUGCAACUUCACCGCAUCCUCAGUUGCAAGGGCCAAUUGUCUCCCAAAAUGCCUCCUCAGAGGUGGUUUUGUCAGAGGAAAAACUACAGGAAAUGUCCUUGUCAGCAAUCAGAGAAUACUACAGUGCUAGAGAUGUAAACGAGCUUGCUCAAUGUAUCAAAGAUUUGAACUCUCCAAACUUUCAUCCUUCCAUGGUUUCUCUAUGGGUGAUAGACUCGUUUGAGAGAAAGAACACUGAAAGAGAUCUUUUGGCCAAACUGCUUGUCAAACUUGGGAAAUCUCAGGAUAGCCUUUUGACCCAAACUCAGUUUAUUGAAGGGUUCGAGGCGGUUCUCAGUAAUUUGGAGGAUGCUGUUAAUGAUGCCCCCAAGGCGCCAGAGUUUCUUGGCCGUAUUUUUGCAGAACUUAUAUCAGAGAGUUUAGUCGGUUUGGAUGAGAUUGGGCAGUUAAUACAUGAUGGUGGAGAGGAUCCCGGCAAUCUCUUAAAAUUUGGACUUGCGGCUGAUGUUCUUGGAAGCACAUUGGAGGCUAUAAAACACGAGAAAGGGGACGUAGUUCUAAGCGAGAUUCAGAAAAGCUCAAAUUUGCAGUUGGAGUCUUUCCGACCACCUAAUAAUUCUAGUACAUCAAGGAAGUUGGAGAAAUUUAUUUAG